AUGGCACCAAACAAUGUAUUGGUUGUAGGUGCUCCCAAAUCGGGAAAAAUCCGUCUAGCGCAGCAUAUUUCUGGUGACUACGAUACCCAUACCAUUCAGAUCGACUCGCAUAGUGGACUAAUAUACACAUUUGAUUUGACUACCAAGUACUUCAACGUCAAUCUCAACAUUUUAAUUGAAGAGUUUCCAGAUGAUCGCAGUGACGUGGAAAAGGAUACUGUUAUUUGUUUGGAAGAAUGGACCAGUGAGUUCUCCAGUGACGAAUUUGUAGAGUUACGUGAAGCUUUAGAUGGGUUGGUAUAUACAUUUACUAUGGAGGAGUUGGACAUGGAAAAAUUCGAGAAGCAGCUUGAAUUUAUCGGGAAAAUUAAAGAACUAAUAGGUGAAGAAGCGUUUUUUGUGGUUGCUGGGGCAGCAGGUGGCGAGGUAGAAUCUCUGAUAGUAGAGGAAAUCGAAGAUCAAGUAAUUGCCAAUGGAUUUGAGUUUGUCAAUCUACAAGAAAGUGGAAUGAACGAGUACAGGGAGAAGGUUGGAAAAGAUCGUCUAAUGGAGAUUUUCGAAACACACGACUGGUCCAACAUGGAGAAGACAGUUCAGCCGGAAGAGUAUACUUCCCAUAAGAAAGAAAAGAUGCCUGAGAUGGCCAAGGGACUUUUGGAGGUUGAAGACGCGGAUGACCCGGAUUUUGACCUCGAACGUAUGUUGCAAAAAUUGCGAGUUGAUAAGGAGAAGGUUCGGGCAUUAGAUGAUAAGGAGAAGAAGGACUAUGUGGAUAAACUAGUGGAGGAAUACCUUGAGUAUUUCUAG
Sungouiella intermedia is the source of this 807-nucleotide messenger RNA. The record is from the annotation of a GenBank genome assembly. Lineage: Eukaryota; Fungi; Ascomycota; Pichiomycetes; Serinales; Metschnikowiaceae.